Messenger RNA from Trichomonas vaginalis G3, 1290 nucleotides. RefSeq lists its product as uncharacterized. Bases 1 to 1290 code for a protein of 429 amino acids. Lineage: Eukaryota; Parabasalia; Trichomonadida; Trichomonadidae. The transcript has a single exon. The record is from RefSeq and is a predicted model, not a curated record.
AUGCAAAUUUACUUUAUAGAUAGCCAGUUAUACUUAACUUUUCAUAUUAGUGAUGAUUUUGAUGGAAAUUUCGCAAUCUUCAAUCAAGAUUGGAUAAUUGGAGCUUCGAAAGGAUCAUAUUACUAUUCUAAAAUAGAUCAAAAUUGGGAUGGUAAGCUUAUACAAUAUAAUGAAAUAUCAAUUCCUGAAGAUAUCAAAUUACUUCCAGAUCCAAAACAUGAAUCCGUUGUUUUUUGGUACUCGCCUACAUCUAGCAAAGUUGGCUACAUUAUACCUAUAAUUGAUGAAGAAAAAAUACAGAUUAAAUCUUUUGACUAUUUAGCAACAAGUAUUACAGAUCUUUCAGUGAGUAAUGAUUAUAUUAUGGUCUCAAGAACAGAUACAAUUAAGGAGUUUUACAAACGAGUUGAUUUUGUAGAUUUUCCAGUCAAUAGAUUAACAGAUUGCAAUAACAAUGUAUUUCUAGCUGAUUCAGAUUACUAUGUUCUGCAAGAUGACAAUGUAUUGAUGAAAAACAGCAUAGAACCAAAAACUAAUGAUAAACAAACAGAAAUUUCAAACACUGUUUCAAAGAUUUGGUCUUCACCGUAUGGAAUUUUAUAUGUUAGCUCUAAUGUACUCUAUUCUUCUUUCCGCAAAGAAAAAAUCUGUGAAAUUUCAAAUCAAGAAGAGAUAACAUGUCCUGUAUCAAACAAUAAGCGCUUAAUUAUAUUUACAGCAGCAGAUCCUCAAGUAUUUAAACUUUCUCUUGACGAUUUUCAUUUCAAUAUUUUUGAAGCUUCUGUCAUUAAAACUAAGGCACAGGAUGUUGUCAGCAAUAUAAAUGAUGCUUCAGACAAGUUCGCUAAUGCUUUCAAACAGCAAAAUUCGAAAUUUAAAGUUAAUGAUCUUCUUUUCAAGUAUCAGAAGGCUCAAACUUCAUUUUUCAACAAAAUUGAUGAUAAAAAUGAAUUCAUUAAUGCAGUUGGUUCGAUAAGAGAUCCCAAAUUAUUCAACAAUCUGUUUCCUAAAAUUGAUUGGUCUUCUUAUGAUUUCAAUUCAGAAUAUACCUUGCAGAUAAUGAAAAACCUAUCUCAUAAUAUUGAAAAACAUCCAGAAUAUGUCACAGAAUUGAAGAAAUUGAUGCAAAAAUAUGAUCCAUCUCCAAUUUUGAAAGAGAAUAUAAAAGUUGUAGGUUCAGAAGUAUUAGCAGCUGCUAUUGAAGAAUUUAAACGAAACUAUGAGCCACCAAAAGAUUUACGUCUUAUAUCUCACUUUGCUGCUUCCUAUGUAAUAGGUGACGACCACUAA